Molecule: messenger RNA, 1278 nt
Organism: Paramecium primaurelia
Lineage: Eukaryota; Ciliophora; Oligohymenophorea; Peniculida; Parameciidae
Source: the annotation of a GenBank genome assembly
AUGAAUCUAUACAGUACUUCAAAUAAAAGGCUAUUUAUAUCAAUAAAGAAUAAUUGCUGAAUUCAAGUAAAACUGAUAUUAGAAGGCUAGCAAAUGAAGGCAAAAAUUUUAAAUGCCAAAUAAGAGAAUUAGAUGGUGAAUAUUAUGCCAAUAGAAUAAUUGCAUUAAAAGCAGAAAAUGAUACAGCCUAAACGAUAAGAAAUUAGUCAAGUAUUGCUAUCCAAAUAUCUAAAUAUAAAUUGAUGAGUAAAUUUAUAAGGAGUUAAACUAUAUAAAAAAUCAGGUUGAGACUGGUAAAAAUGAAUUAAAAGUUUUAAAAUAUUUAUAUUAAGUUAUGUGAUAAUAUAAGUUCAGGUAGAGAUAGAAGCAAUAAUCCUUCAAUAAUAAGUUCGAAAAGUUUAGAAAAUAUGCAUUAAAAAUUGUCUCAUUUAUAUAAAAAUUAUUCAGUCAAUUAUAUUUCGAAAAUUAAGAAUUUUAGUAAUUAUGCUGUUGAAAAAUAUGAAGAUUUUAAUCAAAAAUCUCAAGGCUACCAUAUAAUAUCAAAUUCAUUUAUUAAAUGGAAAAAAAAAGCAUAAUAAAUUAAAAAAGUUAAGACGAAUAAUAAUAUAUAAUAUAGCUAAUCAAUGAUUAUUUAUUUCGUUUAUUCUCAAGAUUACUCAUCAAUUAUUUCAUUAAUGGGUAAGAAUAAAAUUAAAGUAAAUUAGGAAGAUAAAUCUAAGACUCAAUCCUCUUAUAGAAUUUAUAAAUUCAAAAAUAACCUCAUUACAAAAUUGAAUGAAAUAGAUUGUUUUUAUAGUACAAGCAGAUUCUAAAAAAAACUUUAUGAUUAUUGGUGGUAAAAGCACUUCUAAAAAGAAAAUAGUAGAGUAAUUAAUUAGAUCUAUGAUUAUGCAACUCUAGUCAAAUGUACUAAGUUACUUUAUGUUAAUAUGAGUAUCACUUAUAAAAUCCAGAAGUGAUCUUUUAUCAAUUGCAGUUAUUGAUUUAACAAUCUCUGACAGAUCCAUAUUAUUAUAUAAAAUAGUUUUUUCAUUAUUAACUUUAAAUCACUUAAAAUCCUUAAAUUUGAUGAUUUAUUUAAUAAAAAAUCAUAUUGUAUCAAAGGCUAUAAUAUAAAAUUAUCAACUUAUACUGAAAAACUUUAAUAUCAUAUUUUUAAAAUUAAUUAUUUAAUCUCUAGUAAUAAUUACUAAUCUUUACAGAUAUUAGUUAAAGUCUUAUUUAAAAAGGGGAAAGACAUAAUUUUAUAUUGAAUUGUUUAGAAUAAAUGAAUAAUGA